Messenger RNA from Lingula anatina, 2271 nucleotides. RefSeq names its product histidine--tRNA ligase, cytoplasmic. The record is from RefSeq and is a predicted model, not a curated record. Gene Ontology annotation, molecular function: histidine-tRNA ligase activity; RNA binding; ATP binding. Gene Ontology annotation, cellular component: mitochondrion; cytosol; cytoplasm. Gene Ontology annotation, biological process: histidyl-tRNA aminoacylation; mitochondrial translation. NCBI's taxonomy places the organism in Eukaryota, Metazoa, Brachiopoda, Lingulata, Lingulida, Lingulidae.
CAGUAGAUCGUGCCGAAAUUCAGGAAAAAAUAAAAGUUCAGGGGGAAGUUGUCAGAAAAUUGAAGGCGGACAAGGCAGAUAAAGAACAGAUAGAUGCGAGUUGCUGACAUAGAGGCUUUCUCUCAUCUUUCCAUGUGCGUCACCUAUCCUUUCCUCCAUACCUCUGUGGAUUGACAUGGCUUCUGGAAUCAAAUGUCGUCGUUUCAUUCACUCCUUGUUGCGCACUUGUAAACGUGGUCACGUACCUGUGCUACAACGUCAUUGUCACCGUGGAAUGACAAUUGAACAGAUUGAGCAAGAAGUGGCCAAACUUUUAGAGUUGAAAGCACAGAUUGGAGACGAUGGAGCAAAGAAAUUUGUACUUAAAACUCCCAAGGGUACACGAGACUACAGUCCCCAACAGAUGGCGAUACGAGAGGGUGUGUUUGACACCAUCAUUAGUUGUUUCAAACGCCACGGUGCGGAGACCAUUGACACACCAGUAUUUGAACUGAAGGAAACACUUACAGGAAAGUAUGGAGAAGAUUCCAAGCUUAUUUAUGACCUAAAAGACCAGGGAGGGGAGAUCCUGUCUCUCAGAUAUGAUCUCACAGUUCCUUUUGCCAGAUAUCUGGCCAUGAAUAAGAUCCAGAACAUCAAGAGAUACCACAUAGCCAAAGUGUACAGACGAGAUAACCCCGCCAUGACUAAGGGAAGGUUCAGGGAGUUUUAUCAGUGUGAUUUUGACAUAGCAGGCUUAUAUGACCCUAUGCUACCAGAUGCUGAGUGUUUAAAGAUUGUAGCCGAAAUUUUACAAGAAUUAAAUCUUGGAGAAUUUGUGAUAAAGGUGAAUCACAGGAAAAUUCUAGAUGGCAUGUUUGGAGCCUGUGGUGUCCCAGAAGAGAAGUUUAGAUCUAUAUGUUCUGCUGUUGAUAAGCUAGACAAGACAUUCUGGGAUGAUGUCAGAACAGAAAUGGUGGAUGAGAAAGGUUUAGAACCAUCUUCUGCAGAUCUGAUAGGAACUUACGUUAAACAAAGCGGUGGGACAGAAUUAAUAGAUAUGUUGCUGCAAGAUGAGAGGUUGUCCAAAAGUAAAGAUGCCAAAGAAGGUUUAGAACAAAUGAAGUUGCUCUUGAGGUAUUGUGAACUGUAUGGAAUUAAAGAUAAGGUGCUAUUUGACCUGAGCCUUGCUCGUGGAUUAGAUUAUUACACAGGGGUUAUAUAUGAAGCCAUUUUAAAAGGUUUUACAAACACCCCCUCAGCAGCAGGGGCAGGAGAGGAGCAGCUAGGAGUGGGCAGUGUGGCGGGAGGGGGACGAUAUGAUAACUUAGUAGGAAUGUUUGAUGCCAAGGGCAAGAAUGUACCCUGUGUUGGUGUCAGUAUAGGAGUAGAGAGGGUGUUCUCCAUCAUCGAGGCCAAGUAUCAGGCAUCCCAAAUAAAAAGCAGGACCACACAGACAGAGGUAUAUGUGGUGUCGGCACAAAAAAAUCUCCACGAAGAUAGGAUGAAGCUGUGUGCAGAACUGUGGGAUGCUAAUAUUAAGGCGGAGCAUUCGUGCAAGAAGAGCCCAAAACCAUUGACACAAUUUCAGUACUGUGAAGACAUGCAGAUUCCCCUGGCAAUUAUAAUAGGAGAAUCUGAGCUACAGAAUAAUGUGGUCACCAUGAGGAAUGUUUCUUCUAGAGAAGAGAAAGAGGUACCAAGAGACAAAAUGGUGGAAGAAAUCAAGAAAACCCUGAGGGAUCUACAGACGCAGUCGAAAUAAACCCAUCAAUGUUUGUUGCAACUGCCUAGUAAAAAGGACCAUGAAUGUGUCACUCCAAGAUCUUUCAAAAACUCACACUAUUUAUUGCCUCUUCACAAGACAAAGUAACAGUGGUUUGCUCAUGGCAAAAAUCUAAAGAAUUUCACCCUGAAAUACUUUAUUAAAUCAGGAUGUGUUUUGAAUAUGAAAUAUUCAUAAUGUGAUUGUCAGAUAAUAAAGUGGGGAAUGUAUCCGAAGUUAAGAUGUUUUUAAUCUGAGGGAUUACCCUGGCUAACUUUCUCACUGUGCCUCGAAUAGAAAGCUCCUUGGUCAAGGAUUUUGAUUUUCGAAUUGAUGGAUUCUGUUUUGUUCAUGCAGAAAAAGCUGCUGUAGGAUCAUUAGAUGUAUUUACUAAAUGUUGUUUGAAAAGUGUAUGAGAUUGUGACUUAACGUAUAUAUGUCAAUAAUUAAAGGGAAAAAAUGCAUAAAUGUACUAUAAAUGCAUCCAUGAUAAGGAAUUCAAUAAAUUGAGACAUAUCUUUAGUGAU